Mizuhopecten yessoensis (Yesso scallop) is the source of this 8908-nucleotide messenger RNA. RefSeq names its product sodium/hydrogen exchanger 10-like. The transcript is spliced from 31 exons. The record is from RefSeq and is a predicted model, not a curated record. Gene Ontology annotation, cellular component: membrane. NCBI's taxonomy places the organism in Eukaryota, Metazoa, Mollusca, Bivalvia, Pectinida, Pectinidae. Gene Ontology annotation, molecular function: sodium:proton antiporter activity. Gene Ontology annotation, biological process: proton transmembrane transport. The coding region runs from base 282 to 5615 and encodes 1777 amino acids.
AUUAUUUACAUUUGAAUACCUCUCCUGAAAUAGGAUUGACAAUGAGUGACAUCAACAGUAUAUAAAGCUGCAAGGGAGAUGUUGGUGCACAAAGAUGGGAAGUUUGGGAUUAGUGUUCGGUCACGAGGUCUGCGUUACGUUAUGUUAUCGCGAGAGGAACAUUGACAGGCAAGCAUCGGGGUCGUGAGCGUUACCCGAACCAUUCCCACAGUGUGUCCGACACUGUAUAGGUUGGGUUUUUGCGAAUUAACAUCAAUACUGGAUAUUUCAUUCUUAAAACAAUGAACACUACAUUGGAACCAACGACACACGACUAUGGCAACGUCACAGGUCAUCACAAAAAGUGGCAUAUUGUUGAACAUGAAUCCGCCAUCAUUUUCUUCAUAUUCUGCAGCUGUGCCGUUGGAGUCCUGGUACGGAGAGUCAUCCAGAAUCUCAACCUGCGAAUGCCGUACACAGUGGUACUCCUUGUACUGGGAGUAUUGUUUGGACUGCUGUCCGGCCAGAACAGGAGUAUACACGAGUAUGCCAGUGUGGUCAACAUAGAUCCUCACCUCUUGCUCAACAUAUUUCUUCCUGUACUUAUCUUUGAAUCAGCUUUUGCCAUGGAGGUGCACACUUUUAUGAAAACUUUCGUUCAGGUUCUCCUGUUAGCUAUACCUGGACUAGCACUGGCCUCACUUUUCACCUGUUUCCUGGCGCGUUACCUCUUCACCUAUGACUGGGAUUGGAAUACAGGGAUGAUGUUUGGAGCCAUACUCAGUGCCACAGAUCCUGUAGCCGUGGUUGCUUUGCUCAGGGAUUUAGGAGCAUCUAAAAAGCUGGCUAUGGUGAUUGAAGGAGAAUCCCUCCUGAACGACGGAGCAGCAAUUGUCUUCUUCCAGAUAUUUUUGAAACUUUCAACAUCUGGAGCAGAAAUAGAUGUUUCAAUUGCUGGUGAAAUAAUUUGGGAAUUUGUGCGUGUGGCAGUCGGUGGCCCUUUAUGGGGAUUUCUGAUGGCAAAAAUAACUCUCUUCUGGUUGUCACGUAUAUUCAAUGAUGCCCUUACAGAAAUCACCAUUACGCUGGCCUCAACAUAUAUCACCUACUACAUGGGUGAGGUGUUCCUUGGGGUUUCAGGUGUGCUUUCUGUUGUUGUGCUGGGCGUAGCUAUGAAUGCUCAGCGAACAAUGAUCAGUCCGGAGGUGGAAAAAUUCUUACAUAGGUUUUGGGAGACAAUGGCUUACAUAGCAAAUACACUUAUAUUUAUCAUUGUUGGGAUGGUCAUAUCGGAAACGGCCAUUUUUGAAAUCCAUGGAAAAGACUGGUUCUUCAUGUUUGCUCUGUACUUCGGAAUCUUUGUCAUAAGAGGUAUGGUAAUUGCCAUCUUCAGUCCAAUACUGCGUCACACAGGUUAUGGAAUGUCAUGGCAGGAGGGAAUCAUAAUGACUUGGGGAGGCCUUCGAGGGGCUGUGAGUUUAGCCCUAGCCCUUCAAGUCGCUCACCAUGAUGAAAUAGACCAGGAGAAAGUUGGUAUCCGGGUUCUCAUUCAUGUAUCUGGGAUAGUGUUCCUAACCCUGCUGGUAAAUGCCUCUACUACUGGAGCUCUUCUUCAAAUUCUAGGAAUGAGUGAUAUCUCGCCUGCUAAGAGAAUGGCCAUGGCUAACUCCCUUCGCUACCUACAGGACAUGAGGGACCGCACUCUCAACAUGCUCAAAACAGACAGGUUUCUAGCAGAUGCUGAUUGGGAUACUGUGGAGAAAUCUUGUGAGCUGGAGGACCCCUAUAAAACUACAGAAGAGGAGGCCCUUGUGGAUGAGUCACUUGACAUGAGGGCCAAUGCCGUGUGUCCAGACUGUGACUCCCAACUGCCUGCUACCUACACACGUAAGGAGCUGCGUGACAUGACUAACGAGGCAGUUUUACGCAUGCUCAAAGCUGAAAAGAUGAGUUACUGGCGCCAGUUUGAACAAGGCAUGUUGUCUCGGGAAGCAGUCAGGAAACUCCAGGAUUGUUCAGACAUUGCCGCAGACAAAAAGGGGAAGUCGUUGGAUGUAGAAGAGAUCAAGAAAAGUUGGGAAGUGCCCUCACUCUACAUGAAAUUGAAACAAUCAAUCAAGAAAUUUAUCAUAGAGGACGACACCGUAUGUCCCAAACAGUCGGCCAUGAAGCUACUGUACACUACCUCCAACCACCGAGCUUUUAACAUCACCAUGUACAUUCUCAUCCUACUCGACAUGGUCAACCUUGCCUUUGCCCUCCUAAGCCAAUUCCAUAUCUACUGGACAGACAAGGCUUUCAUCUUCCGUGUCAUCAAUGUCGUCUUCCUCUCAUUCUAUAUCAUUGAAUCCCUUGUUGUGAUCCUUGUGCAGAAAAAGCAGUACUUGAGUAACUGUUGGCACAACUUUUGCCUGUCAAUUAUCUUUAUUGGUACUGUGGACGUUGUACUCAGUUUUGUCCUCCCAUCUGUCUACGGGGAAAGUGACAACCUGAUCAGUAUUGUCCUUACUGUGUUUAUUUGUCUACGCAUUGUCAGGAUCUUCAGACUGCUUGAGCCAACCAUGCCACUGCUUAUGUCUCUGGUAAAGAAUGUCAUCAGCCACCACCUCAGUUACGGGUAUGAUGUGGGCAGGGGCUAUGUGGCUGGUGAGGAGGAGGUUCGCAAACUUGUUGAUCAUAUGGUGGACCAGAAAGAAAUUUCCAAAAACCUAAAGCGGGUCAGCGACAAUGGCAGACUGGAUGUCAUCAGGUGUCUUGGCAUGCUUCAGAAGCAGCACCCUGACAUUGCUCUGUCUAUCAAAACACGACAGGCUGUUCGUAGUGUUCUCAACAACCUUCGAGAUGGAAUACAUGAACUCCUUAGUGAUGGUAUCAUUGAGGAAACAGAGGGAAUCAAACUGGAAAAGUUAGUAGAAGAGAAAAUGAAAAGACUACAGAGUUCACCGCCGAGUCUGCCACUCCCACCUCCAGACAGGAUGCUUAAUAACGUAUUCUGGCUUCGCAACGACCAUAAACUGAUUGUGUACAUCAAGGAAAAGGCUAAACUUCUGACUUACAACUACGAGGACAUCAUAAUAACAGAGGGAGAUCCCCCUGGCGGUAUUUACAUCAUCGUGUCUGGAAUGGUCAGGCUGGAAAAAAUAACAUCCAACAACGAUCAGGCUGUUGUCAAUCGUCCACCACAAUCCAUUGGACAAAACCUGCGUAAGAAAUACACUCACCGUUCCAUGCUUGAGUCCACAUCCCAGCCUGGAAAACCAAUCCUGGACGAUCAUCCUUCAGGUUCACAGCUUCAUAUCAAAUCAAACUUGAUUGACUUUCUGACAGCAGGCAACAUCAUUGGAGAGAUGGGAUUUCUAACAAAGAAACCUCGAUCAGCCACAGUUAUCUGCGAGACUGCUGUUCAGCUGCUGUUUAUCAGCUUGGAGGACAUGGAGUACGCUCUGACCCAUUUCAAUGACAGUGACCCCUCUCUUGAAUAUCGCUUAUGGCAUGUUUGUGCCAAUCGUAUUGCUACGAAUGUGUUGCUGAAACAGAUGUCCUACCAGGGCUGGACUAAGGAGAAAAUUAAACUGCGCCUUGAGAACUCGUAUCUCCUUGAUGCCGAUGACAUUGAUGUGUUUACCGUUGAUUCAUCAAUGUCGGAUGUAGUUCUUGUCAAUGGUUUUGCUCAGAAUGCAUUCACACAGGAACAGAUUGUUGGACCAGCCUACAUCCCAUGGACCGUCCUCAAACUGGAACUACUGCCUGACAAAGGACCGAAGCCUGUGUUACUGAUCGUGCCUACCGAGGUUGGACAGCCGCAUCACACACAGCACAAGUCAAGUCAUGAUGUACGACAUGGACAUGGGGCCUUCAUCUCAUCUAUCUCUCAGCUCUGUCUCAACCAUGCCUCCAAACAUCGCAAAAACGCAGAGUCCAAGUGGAAGCAGGACAUUGCACGCAAACGCUCAAUACAGAAAGUUCAACAAGCAAAAAGUCUUGGAGUACUAUUUAACAAGGGUCGGAUUAACAGUGAUGACAAACAACAUAGUGCCACUUCAAACGGUACCAUCAACAGGGAAUGUUAUCCUCUCGGAGCAAGAGCCUCUACGCCAGGACGAAUACAGACCAGGCCUCUGCGGCGUUUUCGGAGAAACGGAUUGGAAAAUUCUGAGAGCGAAGAUAUAAAUGAAGAACACAUGUAUCCUAUUUGGACACGUAGUGCGGAUAGUGGUCAAGCCACAUGUAAAUCAUGUGGAGCUGAAAUUGAAAACUGCAUUUGUUAUGAACCUGAAAACUUGCAAAGAACAGAUGAACUCUCCAAAAGACGUGUAUCCUACCAUGAACCGUCCUGGAGAUAUAGGAAAACCAAUGAACCAGAUGAUGAAAUUACCUUCAACACCCAGUCCUCAGUCCGCAGGUCAAGCACCAAGCCAUCGGAUAAAUACGAAUCGAAAUGCAUACCAUCUGAACACAUUGAGAGUCAUGGUAUACACUCUGUGUAUCACAGAGAUGACACUCAACCGUCGGAAUCUACCACAAAUUUUUCAACUAAAAAUUCAUUACAAUGUUCAGGAUAUGCGAGAGUCGGAGUAAAUGAAUCAGGCACUCAUUCGCCUGGAACUCCACAUCAAGACGAUUUGAGCAACGACCAUCGCAAUGACAGGGCGACAUUCGUUGGUAAUAGUCGAUUAUCACAUGUCUCAUCCGGCUCAGAAAAGGCAUCACAUCGUGACUCUGAUACUGGCUCAUCAUCAUAUUUGAACAGUGGUAUAUUUGAUAGACGUGACCCGGCUAGUAGAUCUGGAACAGACGAGUCGGGAAUAGCUCCGCUCUGUUUUUCGUCUGAAACACACAGUAUGGAUACUAACUCCUAUGAUACCCACACCUCAGAAGAUAGUAGACUAGCGAGUGUGUCAUCAGGAAAUGGACAGAGCAGCAUGUCAACUGGUACUCGAGAAUCCGACAGCAUAUCCUCCGUCACACGGGAGACACUGUCUUCAAGAACAAUGAGUUCUGAUAGCGCUUCAGUUGAAAUAAGCGGAUCCUAUAGUGGACCGUCGGGGUCUUAUAGUUCCAAGUCCUACUCUGAUUCUCGUUCGACCACUCCGUCAUCACUUUCCAUGACGGCUCCUCAAUCAAGUACAUCCCUAUGUUCCAGAGAAUUGAAUUUGGAGAGUCAAGAGGGAGUAAAUCAGCCUGAUGCAUCAUUACCACCUAUUACUGAUAUCGAACAUAUCACAGAUAAAAAUAAACAAGUGAAAGCGCUUGAGCAUGUUGUCAGUGGCCCUAGUUGUCCUGUUAGUGUGUCUUCUGAAAUUCCCUUUUUAGACAGUCGCAAGUCAGACUUGGAUGAAGACCUAGCGUCUUACAUAUUGGGUAAACGUGAUUUUGCGUUAGAGCGAAAGUCGUCCUCUUUAACAUCCUCUUAUGUUCCUGUGAUGGAAAGAAUUCCAGAGGCUAGUGGAACGGACAGUGUGUCAACUAGCGUAUCAAACACUUCAUUGAAUGACGAUGUCGGAAGCUUGCAGGCCGGCUGUGGCCCAACCCCGAUGGAGAAAAUCCCGGAGAUCAGCGGAACCGAUAGUGUAACCAACACCUCCAUGGAUAGCGACGUAAACAAAUCCAGUAUAACCAUGGAUACCAAGCUAUAGAAAGUAAAUUAAGGAGCAAAACAAACCUUGUUUUAUGGCAUCAUCAGUAAAAUUGUAUUUCAUGCAACUUGUUCCGCUCUGUACAACAUCAGUCUUGAUUUAACUUAAUUGAAGUCAGUUUUGUAAAAAGGAGCGGGAAGUGUAAAUUCUCAGUCUAUCGAUUUUUAUUGUAUAUUAUCUAUCUACCAUUACUUCCAUUUUUAAGUGUCGUUAUCCCUCAAAACUCUUUUUUAUGUUUGGAUGGAUGUUUUUUUUUAUCGUUGUAUACCUUUUUCUGCUAUGAUUUGUGUCAAAGUCACUCUACCAGCAGCUGAGCUGAACGUUCGCCUGUUAUGUUUUUGUCUGUGUCCCUUCAUUGACAAUCUGCACGCCAGUAUGCUGUAUUUAAUAUAUUUGUCACCACAACGACGGAGUGUUUUGUGUUUUUUCUCUGUCAAGCGUCCGUGUACCUGCAUGUUAUGUGUUUGUCUGUCUAUGUUACAUCUAUCUGACCACCGGUUACGUAUUUGUCGUUCUUUGUACCAUCUGUACCACUUCCUGUUUUGUGUUGUCUGUCUUUGUACCAUCUGUACGACUUCCUGUUUUGUGUUUAUCUGUCUAUGUACCAUCUGUACGACUACCUGUUAUGUGUUUGUCUGUCUAUGUACCAUCUGUACGACUACCUUUUAUGUGUUUGUCUGUGUUUGUACCAGCUGUACGACUACCUUUUAUGUGUUUGUCUGUCUAUGUACCAUCUGUAUAACUUCCUGCUAUGUGUUUGUCUUUGUGCGAUCUGUACGACCGUCUGUUAUGUGUUUGUCUUUCUUUGAACAUCUGUUAGACUACCAGUUAUGUGUUUGUCUCUGUGCCAAAUGUACGACUACCUGUUAUGUGUUUGUCUGUCUUUGUACCAGCUGUACGACUGCCUUUUAUGUGUUUGUCUGUCUAUGUACCAGCUGUACGACUGCCUGUUAUGUGUUUGUCUGUCUUUGUACCAUCUGUACGACUACCUGUUAUGUGUUUGUCUGUCUUUGUACCAUCUGUACGACUACCUGCUAUGUGUUUGUCUGUCUCUGUGCCAUCUGUACGACUACCUGCUAUGUGUUUGUCUGUCUUUGUGCCAUCUGUCCGACUACCUUUUAUGUGUUUGUCUGUCUAUGUACCAUUAGUACGGUUACCUGUUAUGUGUUUGUCUGUUUUUGUGCCAUCUGUACGGCUACCUGUUAUGUGUUUGUCUGUCUUUGUACCAUCUGUACGACUACCUGUUAUGUGUUUGUCUGUCUUUGUACCAUCUGUCCGACUACCUGUUUUGUGUUUGUCUGUCUUUGUGCCAUAUGUACGACUACCUGUUAUGUGUUUGUCUCUGUGCCAUCUGUACGACUACAUGCUAUGUGUUUGGAUGUCUCUGUGCCAACUGCACGACUACCUGCUAUGUGUUUGUCUGUCUUUUUGUCAUCUGUCCGACUACCUGUUUUGUGUUUGUCUGUCUAUGUUCCAUCUGUACGGCUACCUGUUAUGUGUUUGUCUGUCUUUGUCCCAUUUGUACGGCUACCUGUUAUGUGUUUGUCUGACUUUAUACCAUCUGUACGACUACCUUUUUUGUGUUUGUCUAUGUACCAUCUGUACGACUACCUGUUUUAUGUUUAUCUGUCUAUGUACCAUCUGUACGGCUAACUUUUAUGUGUUUAUCUGUCUAUGUAUUAUCUGUACGACUACCUGUUAUGUGUUUGUCUGACUUUGUACCAUCUUUACGACUACCUGUUAUGUGUUUAUCUGUCUAUGUAUUAUCUGUACGACUACCUGUUAUGUGUUUGUCUGUCUUUGUACCAUCUGUACGACUUUCUGUUAUGUGUUUGUCUGUCUUUGUACCAUCUUAACGACCGCCUGUGAUGUGUUUGUCUGUCUAUGUACCAUCUGUACGGCUAACUGUUAUGUGUUUAUCUGUCUAUGUACCAUCUGUACGACUACCUGUCUUGUGUUUAUCUGUCUAUGUACCAUCUGUACGGCUAACUUUGUGUUUGUCUGUCUACGUACCAUCUGUAUGGCUACCUGUUAUGUGUUUGUCUGACUUUGUACCAUCUGUACGACUACCUGUUUUGUGUUUGUCUAUGUACCAUCUGUACGACUACCUGUUAUGUGUUUAUCUGUCUAUGUACCAUCUGUACGACUACCUGUUUUGUGUUUGUCUGUCUUUGUACCAUCUGUACGACUACCUGUUACGUGUUUGUCUGACAUUGUACCAUCUGUACGACUACCUGUUUUGUGUUUGUCUGUCUUUGUACCAUCUGUACGGCUACCUGUUUUGUGUUUAUCUGUCUAUGUACCAUCUGUACGACUACCUGUUUUGUGUUUGUCUGUCUUUGUACCAUCUGUACGACUACCUGUUAUGUGUUUGUCUGUCUUUGUACCAUCUGUACGACUACCUGUUUUGUGUCUGUCUGUCUUUGUGCCAUCUGUACGACCGCCUGUUUUGUGUUUGUCGGUCUUUGUGCCAUCUGUACGACCGCAUGUUACUUGUCUGUCUAUCUGCCAUCUAUACGACCAUCGGUUAUAUAUUUGUCGAUCUUUGUACUAUCUUUACCGCCCUUCUACUUUGUGUUGUAAACAUCUUAACGAUACCUGAUAUGUGUUAUGUCUGUCUACCUUUUGUACGACCACUGUUAUGUAUUCUUUACGUAUGUCUGCCUGUAUUGCUCAUUCUUGCCUGGUAUAAACAUAAACUGCAUCGUAUCUACAACCACUUUGUUUACGCUUAGGUGUUGUGUGUCCGGCUAACAUCUGUCCGACCACAUGAUCUAUGCAUGCAUGUUAUAUAUAUAUUCUUGCUUGGUGUUUCCUUUGUUUGUCGUCUGCUUUUCUGUCGAAUCUAUUUCUUCCAUGAGUUUGCUUUCAAUGUCUGUUUACCGUCUUUCAUCAUUACGCCUGUCCCAUUAAUAUCCUGUCCACCAUAUCUAUGCACACCUUUCAUUUAAUAUUUAUUGUGGAUUUCUGACGAUUUACAGUAUGUCCAGGCUUUAUAUAAUUGUGUCCUUUUUCAGUUUAACUCUUCUCGAAUUUUCUGGACUGUUCGUGACUUAACAAAACAAAAAGAACAUAAAAAUUAUACCCGUGUAAGUAAUGUAAGAAUGGAGUACUAAUUAAUGUCGAUAUUGUCUUUUCUAAAAUAGAAGCUAGUUUCUGAAAAUGGGUAUAUUUGUAUUGAUAUCUAUUCUCUAUCCACAUAAAAACUACUAGACCACACAUAAAGAGCCUGACUUAACUUUUCAGUUUAUUUAAUGUAUUUAUUUCCGAUAAACUCGAGCGAUCUUUUUUUU